GGCAGCCAUGGCUCUGUCCAUACAGCGCUGACUGACGUCAAAAGCCGGCCUCUCAGCUUCAGACACGGUGAUCAACCGAUUUCAUACUGCAUUCUGACUACUCAAACAUGUCGGUGGCUUGAUCGUGGUGGAGCACAACAACAUCUGGCCUCAUAUUGGCCGUUUCUCGCCAAACGUUCAGGUCUAUGAAGCUUGCGUAUGCAGACGUCGAACCGCUUCCAAUUACAGCCAAUCAGUACACAGCAGACGCUCUCCACUAAAGUACUGUUGCCUACUGUGCCUUGCUGGGUAGAGCUAUGCUGAACAUCUCAGCUCUUCUGGCCGGACGUCGCAACAGUCAAGCGUCGACUAUAUAUGGACUGAUCGCGCCUGCUGUGUCUCAUAAUUAGCUAUAUCAUAAUUCUUCCGCUUACCAUCCUUUCUCUGUGUUCAACUUUUCCUGCAGAUUUCCGGGGUUUGAUGAAAUGACCUAAGGCACCAUGUCACCGCCAACUCAGCUUGUGAACGAGCCGAACGGCAACGUCUUAUCGGAAAAUCACGAGCUAAAUGGGAAGGAUAUUGCUGUCGACGAGUCCAAGUCAGCCAUUAAGGAGGAGCCUCCUGCCCCCAGAGGCUCAGUAUGUGAAAUCAAGGCUGUCGUACAGAAAGGCGAUGAGACCAUCGAGAAAGAAGAAUACCUCACUUCACUAAACAAGAAAGCUUUUGGUUCAUACGCCCUGGUUGUCAAGCAGGUUUAUGAUGAGAAGAAGCUUGAGAAGACUGUCGUUGAGAUCAACUCGCCACAUAUUCUGUCUGCUCUGAAGAAAAUCGUCUCAUAUUAUCCAGCCGAGCCGCUUGAAUUCGACACUCAGGUCUCGUAUGAUAGCCCUUUCAAAUUACUCAAUCAUCACCGCAAGGAGAUCGAAGAAUAUGUCACUACAGAACAGGACGAGGAGGCUAAAUCUCAUCUUCGGCUCUUGAUUGAAUUUCUGGAGAGUGAGAUGGGUGAUAAUGGCCCACAACUCGAACGCCUCCUCAAGUCCGGCCUGAUCACAUUCGACCUACUGUGGAUGAUCUUCCAGCCGGGCGACUUGAUCUUCAAGGAAGAGUACGGAUACGAGCGCCUGUACAAAUUACAAAAGACCGGCUAUCAGGAUUCGUGCAGCGCUAGGGGAAAGUUCUUCGAGAUCUCUGUCGAAUUCACCACCUGUGACGGACAGCGAGCAGGAAUAUCAAAUGCCAACAUUCCUAUUUGGGAGAAAGAAGAAUUCGUAGGGAAAAGUCCAUCGAAAAUCACCUCGCUCUCCGCAGUACCUCUGAAAUUUCUUGGUAGGAAAGAGAUCGAGCCAGAAGUACUUAUGAAGAGUCUUACAGAACGUGGACAACGAUACUUGGCAAUCCGGGGCGCUAAUUGCUUCAGCUAUGAAGGCCUCUUCAUGUACUUGAAGAUGCCGCCUUACGAUCAUUAUGACGAGAGGCAGGAAUACGACGGCAUUUGGCUCCCAAGAUCUGGUGCUGGCCGUGUAGUUGUGGACUGCAAGACAUUCAUCGAAGAGAUGCGAAGGCAGAAGGAGGAGAUGUCGCGCUGGACAUCCAUGUUCAACAAAGGCGACGAUAAAGACCAAGCCAAAGGUCGUGGCGGUCCACGUCAAACAGAGGACGUGGACCCAAUGCUAUGCCCGCCCUUCCUCUACGGCUACAACCUCUCUAUGAAGCAAUGGUGCAAGUUUUUCGUCGACUCUCUGCACAACUUCGAGUGGACUCCCAAUGCCAUGGACUCCCUCAUCCUUCCCGCCACCGAGCGCAAGCUCAUCCAAUCUCUUGUUACAGCACACAAAUUCCCCGACCAGUCGCGUGAUGAGUCCAUUCUCAAAGGUCGUGGUCUCGUCAUCCUGCUACACGGCGAACCCGGCACCGGUAAAACACUCACCGCCGAGCUCGUCGCUGAACACUGCAAACGUCCUCUACUUAAGAUCUCCACUGGCGAACUCGGUGCAUGGGGCGACCAAAUUGCCGACGAGCUCAAAGAGAAACUCGAAUAUGCGUCCAUCUGGAAGGCCGUGGUGCUGAUCGACGAGGCAGACGUCUUCCUUGAGCAGCGCAAGCGCGGCGACGCAAGGCAGAACAACAUGGUCGCCCUCUUCCUCAAGCAGCUCGAGUACUACCAAGGCAUCUUGUUCCUCACAUCCAACCGUGUCGAGGUUUUCGACCGCGCAAUUCGCAGUCGUGUGCAUCUGGCGCUCCAGUAUCACAGUCCAGAUGAAGGGCGCCGAAGGUUGAUGUGGAAGCAGCAACUUGUCUUGUUGGACAAGACCGACGUCGAUCUCGAAAUCGAGGCGUGUCUGGAUCGGCUUGCGAAGCCCGAGAUGAAUGGGCGCGAGAUCUCAAAUGCGGUGAAUACGGCCCGGACGCUUGCGGCGUCUGAAGAUAGCAGGGUGCAAAUCCAGCAUCUGGAUAUGGUGCUAAAGGUCUGGGAGGACUUUAGUCAGUCACUGCUUCGCAUUGAGGCUGCUUCUGGCUCGAGAGACGCGCAGGAUCAGCCUUCUGAGACUGAUUCUUGUUGCUGCUGAAAUCUCGACGUGCAUCCAGUCGUAGUCGUAUCAAAUUAUAGAAAAUUGCAAUCACAUGGUCAUCUCGCUUGAACAAUGAAGACACUAACACCACCCGUCUAGAUCCCGUCUGAAUCUUCAACGAAUAAUUACUCGACUAGUGCUGUUAUACUCCAAGAUCCAUACUCGCAUAGACUUUACAAGAAUACAUCGCAUGUGUUAAAAUUUUUAUCUAUCAAUACCUUUGAAAGUAAGUAAGAUAAGAAGGUAUCAGGUAGAUCUAUCUAAUUCUCCUGUUAAGAAAUAU
Messenger RNA from Pseudovirgaria hyperparasitica, 2835 nucleotides. Its product is annotated as P-loop containing nucleoside triphosphate hydrolase protein. The transcript has 2 exons. Bases 480 to 2549 code for a protein of 689 amino acids. Lineage: Eukaryota; Fungi; Ascomycota; Dothideomycetes; Acrospermales; Acrospermaceae. The record is from RefSeq and is a predicted model, not a curated record. Gene Ontology annotation, molecular function: ATP hydrolysis activity; ATP binding.